UGACAUAUUGACAAAGCAUUUGAGAAGCUUUUAUUUUGGCUAAAAAAAGGAGACCGGAAGUCUUCUCAUGUCAACGAAUCUAACUUGAUACAGUGGUUAUUAAAGCUGCUCCAGAGAUAAACAGCUGGAUCAAGAGGACGCUUUAGUUUACAGGAGAGAGAAAAGGUGAGACACCAUGACGAUAAACAAAGUGUCCCACAGCAGGAUGACAGUGACAGAAGUGGAGGAGUUCCUGAGGAAACCUCCGGCCGGCUUCUCCGUGGAGGCUCUCAGGUCCGGGUAUCGAGUCCACAGCGACCCGGAGAAGAGCCUGGUGCUCAUCGAUGACUUCCUCUCCUGCAGAGGGACAAUAGUUUUCCACAAGUCUCUGGGAAGGAAAGUUAAAAUGCACAAUUUAUGGGAGUACACCAGCAUGAGAAAGAGUCUGCUGUCCAAGAGGAUCUAUCUGCUGAUGUCUGCCUGUGAAGAAAACCUUCCAGUGUCCAACAAAAAGGCAGCCAAUGAAGCCAGAGUGCUGAAGCAGUUUGUGGUGUCCAUAGAUGGCAACGAUCCUCUCAUCAAGUGGCAGAUGGAGAGAGGCCUGGACCGGACCAUCUCCUCUGUUGCUGGGGAAAGCUACAGGGUGGAUAUUGUCUUGACUGAACUACUGGAGAGCUGGGCAGGAAAAAACAUCCACAUCAUAACUGACAAACUAAUAAAAGUCAAACCUGUGUGGAGAGAUGCCUCCUUCACCCUCAAAUACUACUCUGACGCCCUCUUUGACUUCCCACACUGGUUCGGGUUCAGCAAAAGAAAAUUUAAUCUGUUACCAUUAAAGAUGAGACUGACAUGAGCCAGCAGUGGAUGGAGGGCAAGAAAAAAUUGAAUUUAUCGGCUCAGUUUUUGAUGGAGUCGGGGUCUGCUUCCUCGAGAAAGUUUCUUGAUCAACAGACGAAUGGUUGUAACCUGCCAGGUGAAGGACCAGCAUACCUCUUGGGACUGAAGGAACUACCUUAUAAUCGCUGUUGGGUCCAGAUAAUUCUUCUGUUUAGUGGGUGGAAACCACUGACAAGGAAAUUCUGAAUGCCGUGAAGAUUAUUUAGGCAAAUGAUAUGUCUAA
Messenger RNA from Sebastes umbrosus (honeycomb rockfish), 1099 nucleotides. Its product is annotated as mesenteric estrogen-dependent adipogenesis protein-like. Bases 176 to 832 code for a protein of 218 amino acids. The record is from RefSeq and is a predicted model, not a curated record. The transcript is spliced from 5 exons. NCBI's taxonomy places the organism in Eukaryota, Metazoa, Chordata, Actinopteri, Perciformes, Sebastidae.